ACCGGCGGAGUGAUACUCUAAUUUUUGCACAGCACGUCGAAGCCGGGCAAUUCUGCAUCACCAACAAUACGUUCUCCACAUUUUCUUUACCGAAUUAAAUAUUAUAUAACAGAUUUGGAUAUACAUUUAAGUCAAUUUGUAAAGUAGAUAUCUCCUUUGUAAAGAAGAAGACCGUACCCUGGGUGUUUUAUCAUCUUUAAGGAGCUUGAAAAGUCUACAGGAUGGCUGAUCAGCUGACAGAGGAGCAAAUUGCUGAGUUCAAGGAGGCUUUCUCGCUGUUCGAUAAGGACGGUGAUGGUACGAUCACCACCAAGGAGCUUGGAACUGUGAUGCGUUCUCUGGGACAGAACCCCACUGAGGCGGAGCUGCAGGAUAUGAUCAAUGAGGUGGAUGCUGAUGGUAAUGGUACGAUUGACUUCCCUGAGUUUCUGACCAUGAUGGCCAGGAAGAUGAAAGAUACAGACAGUGAGGAGGAGAUCCGAGAAGCCUUCAGAGUCUUUGACAAGGAUGGUAACGGCUACAUCAGUGCAGCAGAGCUACGACACGUCAUGACCAAUUUAGGAGAGAAGCUCACCGAUGAGGAGGUGGACGAAAUGAUCCGUGAGGCUGACAUAGAUGGUGACGGCCAAGUCAACUAUGAGGAGUUUGUCCAGAUGAUGACUGCCAAGUGAAGAGAACAGUGAGAUUUCUCUCAGCGUUGCUUGUCCUCCUAAGAUACAUGUCUUUAAGAACCAAAAAAGGAACAAUUAUCAAAAUAGAAACACCCAAAUCGCCCUUGAAAAAAAAUCACUUCUCUGUCAAAUUUUCCAAUUUGUGCUUCAGUGCAGCCAACUACGUCUAAGGUAUCUGUUUAGCAAACACCCAACAGAAUAACCCCUAGAGAAGCUAAUGGACCGAGCUUUUAGAGGGCUGAAGCCCCCAUACUUCAGACCCAAGAUUCUGCUGAGUCACCCUGCUCCUGAUUAAUUUAGAGGAAAGAGCAACACUGAAAAGGCAGCGGGAUAGAAACCCCAAGCCACAGUUAGUACAAAGAAGUUGGCUGUUUUCAAUCUUUCCCAUAUUCGACGUAACAAACGGACUCUCUUGCACCAGUGGUGACUCUUUAAAUACUGAAAUGAGUACUCUUCUUGCAUGCACCCUUUCUGUGGCGGUCUCUUGUCACAACAAGGAGGCUCUGAUGCGGUCAGAGGUAGUGGUCAGAUCGUGUACACACUGGAGGUAUAUACAUUACUAUAUAGCUAUAUAUCUGUAACAUUUGUGUCACUAUGAUUAUUGCAAGAGCAAAUAGCUGCAACAUAGGGCGUUCAUUGGUGCUCGGUCAGAGAUGAGCACCGAAGAGUUUGGACAAGGAAGAAAGACUGGAAAUUGCUGAUGGUUUUUUUUCCCCCCUCGGGGAUGUGAUACUGUCUUGUUUAUGGAGGGGGGGGGGGGGGGGUGGGCUGUAUGUUGCCCACAGCACUGAUUGGAGACAGCAGUAUGUUGUCAUGCUUCAGGGGGAUGGUUGUGAAAACACACUCGAGGACUGCAGUUGAAACCUUUUGUUCUUCAAACAGAUAUCCUGAUACUAUAUUGAUGUAAUGCUUUAUAUCUGUGUUCUCAAAUAUUAAUGUAUUGAUGACAAACUUUGGUCACAAAAUAUAUAUAUAUCGAUCUAUAUUAGUGUGUCGUAAAGUUUGCAUUGCCUAUUGUUGUAGUAAAUGACCUGUGACAUGUUUUCUCUUGGUUUUGAAAUGUGCCAUAAUACUCUUGAACGCCUCAACCUUCUUGCAAGACUUGUAAUUCAUUAGAAUAUAAUACAUCUACUUAAUAUAAUAACAUGUAAAAAAAACAUGCAGUUGAACAUGUUUGCACUUUGGUAUAAACCACGUGGAUAUAUUGAAAAAAAGGUUUGUUCUAGAAGAUUAAAAGAAACCAAAUGUCACUGCUUCUGUUGCCAUGACAAACACGUGUUCUACUCAUUUGUCGUCCUUGUUGGUGUCUGAUCUUCAAUUUGUAGUCCGGUGAUUCAAACUUCAACCUGCUUGCUGUUUAUUGAACAGAUUAAAAAUACUGUAUAUUAACGAACACAAACUUGUAGUGGAGGUGAUUUCAUUUGGGCUGUAAGACCGGGAAUUUCAGAGACGGAGGGGGUGUAGCAAAGAAUUCAGCUUUUAUGGGAGAGAUUGGUUUCAGUGUUUGGAAGAGGUUGGGUCAAAAUUUAAGAAGCGGGUUAUCUGAGGUAUCACAUGAUUCCCUCGAAAACAUCAUAAUUAGAUAUUGUUGGAGGCGCUUUAAUUGGUCAUCUUAGAUUCAGAUGAAUGGAAGUAAAAGGUAACUGGACUGUUAACUUCUGAAGGUGUCUCAAAAAUGUAAAGAUGUGAUAUAUUUUCCAUAAACCAAUAAACUGACUGAGCUUUAGUUGA
Messenger RNA from Labrus bergylta (ballan wrasse), 2402 nucleotides. It is a transcript of the gene calm3a, whose product is annotated as calmodulin 3a (phosphorylase kinase, delta). Gene Ontology annotation, molecular function: enzyme regulator activity; calcium ion binding. NCBI's taxonomy places the organism in Eukaryota, Metazoa, Chordata, Actinopteri, Labriformes, Labridae. The record is from RefSeq and is a predicted model, not a curated record.